Molecule: messenger RNA, 1931 nt
Organism: Glycine soja
Lineage: Eukaryota; Viridiplantae; Streptophyta; Magnoliopsida; Fabales; Fabaceae
Product: protein OCTOPUS-like
Exons: 1
Coding region: 268-1818 (516 amino acids)
Source: RefSeq, a predicted model, not a curated record
UUAGAUUAUAAUCUAUAGAAGAGGCGUUUAACAGUAAGAAAAUUGGGGGUUUAAGGUUUAAGGAGGUGUUGGACAUGGCAUGGUAGUACUAGUAGAAGCAACUAGGAAGCACUGAAGCAGUUGAUGAUGGUAAAUAAAUGAUUAUGAUUAUUCCGUACUCUCUCUCUCUCUCUCUCUCUGCAUACUUAUGCCGUGUCUCCCACUCCACUAUUAACAAACAUGUCAUUGCUCACACUGCCACCACACUCAUACACAUGAAUCCUAGUCAUGAAUUCCAAUUUUAAACCCCAUUGCCUCUCCGCCUGCCACCGCCACCCCUCCGUCCCCGUCACCGGCUUCUGCGCCCUCUGCCUCCGCGAACGCCUUGCUGGCUUCCCCUCCGACGACCACCCUCCCCCGCCAGACCUCCGCCGCUCCAAGUCCUGCUCCCGCCCUGCCACCUCCGACCCCGCUCCCUCCCCCCGCCGCCGCUCCUGCGCCGUCCGCCCCCGCAGCACCCUCUCCGAUCUCUUCACCCGCGACGACACCAGGAAAACCAAACGCUCUCACAAACCGAACUCUGAAGUUAGGGUUUGUGACGACGACGACGACGACGAUGCCGACGAGGAAACCAAGACGGUGAAGGAGUUCAUAGAUCUCGAAAUACUGCAGCGCAGCAAGAGGAACGCCGCGAGGGAUUCCAGAACCUUCUGGAACGCAGCCACCGAGAAGUUCAAGAAGUGGAAAUGGAAGCACCGGUCAAAGAAAAACGGCGAUGCUGACAAUAAUGAUGAUAAUAAUAGUGAUAAUGCAAACAGAAAUGCAGAGAAGCGAAGAGCUAGGAGAUUGAGAGACACUCAAUCGGAGAUUGGAGAAUGCAAUUUGGGGAGAAGAUCUUGCGAUACCGAUCCGAGGUUUUCGAUUGAUGUUGGAAGAAUCUCGUUCGAUUGCCCUAGAGCUUCCUGGGAUGGAUGUUUGAUUGGAAAAUCAUGUUCCAGGCUUUCCCCAAUGGUUUCACUCGACGAAGAUUCCAAUUCCAAUACUAGUAACAAUAUCAGUGCUGGUGUGGAUUUGGAAAGGUCUGGAGAUGGUAGACAGAGUUUUGGUUUUGAUAGAUCAAACUCACGUAGGAGACGGUCGAUUGCGGAGCUUGAUGAGUUGAAAUCGAUGUCAAAUGCAAAUGCAAAUGCAAAUGUGAAUGCGAAUGCGAAGGUGUCUCCAAAGGUAUCUCCAGCCACCUUUUAUGGUGCCAAGUUGUUGAUUACUGAGAAGGAGUUAAUGGAUAGUUAUGUGAGAUCUUCGAGUGAUGUUGUUGAACCUGAUUGUGUGGUGGAAUCUGAUUCCAAGGGCGUUGCUGAUGUGGCCACUAGGCAAAAGGGUUCGAAGAAGUUGCAGAAAUGGCGCGGCAUCUGGAACAAGUUGGGAUUAGUACAGAGAACCGAGAGAAAGGAGGAUAGGAUGGGGGAAGAGAAGGGUGAUUCUGGGGUUGAGGUUGAGGUUGAGAAGCCUCUUGCAGAGUCUUUGGAGAGGCUGAGGAGGGUGGUUAAUGUGCAAGCAAGUGAGCCUGUUGGCCAGAAGCUUAUGCGUAGCUAUAGCGUUAGCUGUAGAAGCCCAUGUAGAACCGAUGGUUUCACAGAAGAGUCUGAGAGCAAAGGGAGUGCUUUGAAUGUGAGACAGGAGUUUAUGUUUCAGAGGAACCGGAGUGUUCGGUAUUCACCCAAUAAUCCCGACACUGGCUUGUUGAGGUUCUAUUUGACGCCCACAAAGAGCUAUAAGAGAAGCAAGGCCGGAAGGAGUAGUGUUAAGGAUUUGCAUUCAGCAGCCAGAAGUGGCUUGUGAAACUGUAUUAGCUGUUGAAACUUGAAUGUAUGUCUGUUUAUAAAAACAUAUAUAAUGUAAUUUUUGUUGUUCACGAUAUGAAGUACAUCACACUGAUUAGAUUACGGUUGCAA